Messenger RNA from Amoebophrya sp. A25, 2923 nucleotides. The record is from the annotation of a GenBank genome assembly. NCBI's taxonomy places the organism in Eukaryota, Dinophyceae, Syndiniales, Amoebophryaceae.
GUUCCCGUGAUUCUCUAUCUUCUAUCUUGUGUUCCACGCUGCACAGGGGCAUUGAAAAAUUGUUCUUUUUCAAUUUGUUGCUGAUCUCUUUUGUCCUAUUUUUUCCUGGAAUUCACCACCUCGAAAUGUAUAACUCUUCCUAAGAAUUUUUAUCAUGAUGUACUUCUACUUCUUGUAGCGUAACCUAACCUGAACUUCUUAUUUGAUCUUCUUUCACCAUUUUCCAUCUUGGUUGUUCUGCAUCAUGAAUCUCAAUCGUAUUCGUAUUCCCAUCAAAACCUGAGAAGUCAGGAAUAUGGAGACCUCCUCUACUUCCGAGAAGAAUCCUGGUGCUCAAGCGGGUGUCGAAGGCAAGUUGCCACCUAUUGGCACCAGCUACGACAUGGAAAACAUGGUCGAAAAAAUAGUGAGAGGCACCUCUGGUACGACGUCAACAGAAAACGACGUCAACAUUCGGACUCUUUCCAGAGGACUUAUCUCCUUACCAGGUGGAAAGGGCAGUCCUCCACGUCCCCAAGAGCUGCGGGGUCGUGAAGUGCCGUUUCUAGACAACAACGAGUCGGAUGUGAUGAGCGAGACGCUAGAUGACACGUUAGAAUGGACGGCUCGGACUCCGAUUGACCUCUUCGACGAAACCGGGGAGUGGCAAUGGCCUGCCUACAUGCCCAGAAGUCUGCCGAAAGCCAGAGGGCCUGCGGGAGAAAUACUGAAAAGUAAGAGUCCUCCUGGUGUUGGUGCUGUUGGAGGGUCUGCUUUUAAAGGGUCUGCUUCUGGAGGACCAACAGGUGGAGCUCCCAUUGGUGGACCAGGAGGUCGCGGUACUUCUUCCGGAGGAGGUGCAGGUUCAAGUUCUGGACAAGGUCAAAAUGGUCAAAGUCAAAAUGGUCAGAAUAGGCCUUACAUUCAUCAUGGGACCAGUGGAAGAUCAAAUGCGGCCUCAGGUGUGACAGCCAGUGGAAUGGUAUACGGUGGUGCAGGCAAAUUUUACAACAACUAUGGCGCUUUUCACAACAACUAUGGUGCAGAUGCAAAUGCCAGUCAGCAACCAUAUAAUCAUGCUCCGGGAGUAGCUGAUGCUUAUCCUUAUUCAUACAACGGACGAUUGGGAGGUGCUGCUGUUGGUCCGACUCCUAGCUACAACCAACAUGGGACCCGAAUUAUAGAUGUCGAAUACAGGAGCAGAAUACCCUACCACAGUGUCGAUCAUGGCGCUUACUACGACAGUUCUGCAGUUUCUGGUGAAAACUAUAUUAACUACGCUGCUGAGCAGAGCUAUAACUACACUGAUGGAAUGCAACACCAAACCUAUCAUGACUAUAACGCGGCUUACUAUCCGGGAGUAGCAGGCGCAACGACAGGCAUUGGUGGUGCACAAUAUUUUUACGAUGCUCAGUCAGCAUGGUGGGAGUGGGACGCGGAGAGUCAUCGCGAAGGUACUUCCUUAUCGAUAUUGUAGAAUCAUUGGCUAAGAUGGAUGUCAGUUGGCAUGGCUGGACGACGUAGUAUAGUAAAAGAAGAAACUAUAAUGAAUCAUCAAAGCAUUUUUCAUUAUAUGACUUAGUUUUUGUUGUCCUAGUUACGUCCUGACACAUUCAUAAUAUCUUCCACCGUCUUCUCUAUCAUUUGCAUCUUCCCCCUCUCCUUAUUUUCACUUGCCCAUAUUCUUCUAUCGCAUUUGCGUCUCUGUCUUCUCCUUACCAGGUCCUCUAGCACUCUCUGUCUUCUCCUUCUGUCCAUCAGGUCCUCUCGCACCGUGUGAGCAGUUACCUCCACAGCUGCCCGCGACAAGUAGUAAUACACCGGUGAUUUCCCCCUCGGUAACCAAUGCGACGCCAAUUUUGAAUCCUAUGACUGAGGCUUCGUUCACAGCUUCUCCGCCACUGCUGGUUAUGACGCAAACGGCUUUGUCCCUGGACAAACUGGUACCAGAUCAUCGCAAAAAGCAAUUUUCUGUAGCUGGUCGUGUACAACAUGACGUGGUAUUUGGAGGGAAUAAUUAUGCCAAGAGGACUUCUACUUCCAGUACAACAAGAACCACUGGGCCUCACAAUUCCACCGUUCUCCUUGGCCCACAGAACGAACUGGAAAUAGGACCGCACAAUCUUGGACUCGAUUUGGAGGCUCAACUGGUGUUUGGCGGCAAGAAAACCAGGAAGAGGCGGCGUAGAAAACGAGCUAGGAGGAGAAAAAGCAGUACCAUUGCGGAGGACGAUCCAGGCAGUGGAGACAGUUGUGAGGAUGAAGACGGAGCUGAAGAUGCACACGAUGGGAAUCAGGAGGACAACAUCGAUCAUAAAGAUGGCAGGAGAAACACGUCGAAAAACACUUCCUCUGGAAUUAGAAGACCACAAGCAGAGGACGCUGGUGCACUAACGAGACCUGUACCUUCUACUCAAGCUGAUCAGAUUCCGAAUCAAGGCUUCGAGCAAAGCGCACAGGAUCCACACGGACAACAAAAUCAACAAGGUCUUGGCCCACCAAAGAACCUUGACCGUCCAGCACCAAGCAUAGCGCCCCCAAGAGUCGAAUCCUUCAGCUCUCCAGAGGACGCUUCUGACGAGGAAUUCCGAUCCCCUCGCGAAAUCCCCACAGGAGAUAUGGAGGCUUUGUCCCAAGAAUUGUAGAGCUGAUAGGAUUUCAACACCAAAACUUCAUCUCAUUUUUUUUGAAUUGGUUAGCAAGGUGAAGCUGACAUCAAGCAACUACAUCAAUCUACGCAACGAAACUGCUUGUCCUCACCUGACUUACGCAUUUCGAUGCAACUGCAUGCCAUCAACAGUAUGAUUUUCUUCUUUAUUGAGAAAAUUUUACAAGUCAGUGUACGAACAAUAAAACGUGGGAUUGACAGGUUGUGACUACCAACCUAGUGUAUGCAGCUAUGUUGAAGCAAAGCUAAGACAAGUUUACGCGUGGCAAAUCGGUG